CAUGGAAAAUGAGCUUAAAAUAUAAGCUCUCCAACUAUCGAACCCAUCUACGAAAACUGGGAUGCCCAGAAGUGACUGUGAACUCUUUAAAGAACAAACCUGCUGGAAGAUGCAGUUCAGCCUUUGGUGUCAAAAAGGCAAAGAGAGCAGAAGAGAAUUUUUGUCCACCAUACCCAACAGAAGAAACUCAGGAAAGUUUAGAGGCGAUGCGGAAUGCUUUACUCUUGGAGACAAAGAAGAGGAACAACAGAGACUUGGUGAAACGCCAGAUGAAAAAAACUUUUGCAUACAGAAGACAUGAAGUUGUUCGUGAUGCACCGAUGGUGGAGGCUUUCAUGUCAAGAUGGCCUGGUCUAUUUGACAUUAGAGAGAUAAAUGCUGAGUUUAAGAGAACUACGACCAUACCGCUUCAUUCAAAGUUCUUCUCUCAACUGGAUCUCCACUGUGACAACCUGAGGAAGCUCUUCAAAAGAAGAGGAGGACAGCUCGGACAAAAGCUUAGACAAAUUGUUGCACAAAUGGAUGAUUGUGAAGAUGUUGAUGUUGCACGGGGUGUGGAUGAAGCUUAUAUUGAAGAGGGUAUUGGAGCCACCACCAUCGGUGUUUUUCAUCUUAAAGACUGUUCUUCAGCAGAUGAAGACAUCGGGGUCGUUCUUGAAGGCAUCAGAGUGUUGUCCAAUUUGGAUAGUGUGCCAACAGCUGUUGCAAUGCUUUUUGGACUGAUAUAUGCAAUGAAGCUCGCCUACCCUGCUGACCUCCGCUACACUUUCGAGGUAUUACAGAAAAUAGUAAUGGAACUGGAUGGAGGUAAACUGUCAAACAAGGCAUUGUCCCUUAAAAACCACCUCUAUGAGUGA
Gambusia affinis (western mosquitofish) is the source of this 857-nucleotide messenger RNA. RefSeq lists its product as uncharacterized. The transcript has 4 exons. The record is from RefSeq and is a predicted model, not a curated record. NCBI's taxonomy places the organism in Eukaryota, Metazoa, Chordata, Actinopteri, Cyprinodontiformes, Poeciliidae. The coding region runs from base 9 to 857 and encodes 282 amino acids.